AUGCCUGAAAUUAACUUGAACGAUGAAGUGAAGAAACGACACAUUGUCAAACCAAUAGAGGUGUUUGAUCCUGACACGAUCGAUUGGCAAUGUCCUUUUUGUGCACCACCCGCUUUGAGCUUCAAGUUGCCACCUAAAGACGAGCCCGCAAAGAGAGAACAAGUCAAAGUGAUCAUAUCAGCCCACUUACAACAGCAUCGACAAGACUUAUUACAAGCCCUUAAUGAACGAACCAAGGGCAAGAUGAAGAUUGGAGAAGAUAGGACAAGGGCGUCAUUGUUAUGGAUCGAUUCAACCAUUCCUGAUUAUGCUGCAUUCUACGAUUGUUAA
Molecule: messenger RNA, 330 nt
Organism: Lichtheimia ornata
Lineage: Eukaryota; Fungi; Mucoromycota; Mucoromycetes; Mucorales; Lichtheimiaceae
Exons: 3
Coding region: 1-330 (109 amino acids)
Source: RefSeq, a predicted model, not a curated record